GUGGGGUUCUCGAGCAGCAGCCGCGUCUACACGAUGGACGCAACAAUUCCACUCUUUCAUGAAUUGAUUUCCAACCAAAACCCAGAGAGGGUCCAAUCACUGCGCUAACCCUGCCGAAUCCUCCUUGACAUCCCCCCCCCCCCCCCCUCCCAAAAUAAGGAAUACACGCUUGGCGCAGUUAUCACCGAACAUGCGCUAAUCUGCUAUCAACACCUUCGCCUUCUACGGUACCCGUGGUGCAGUUCGGCGCAGAUAAGAACCCCGUGCGGUGGCGCGUGAAGCAUCAAUCCCGCGUGGGAAACCUCUACCACGGAGGACGGAAAAGGGGGUAGGAAACAAACCCCUCCCCAAGUUGCAGACUUUUCAUCUCCACUUCUUUCAUUGUGGAUUUCCUCGUGGAUUUUACGCGCAAACCGGGAUCCUUCCACUGAAGAUCAUCGCGUGUGGGUCACUUUGCGGGUGGACCUCGCCGAAAGCCCCGCGAGCGAGGAGGAAGCCAACCGUGGGAAUUCUCCUUAAAGCCCGCAGAGCUAAGCGGGCCCGAAGGCUCUGACACAUGGCGAAUUCUCGACCCGGGGGACACUGAAGAUUAAAACGUGCGAUUGCGGGCGACACCUUCGAGAUUCUCGAGAGUGUACGAGGGAUCGAAAGAGGUCAUCUUCCACCUUUUGUUCUUCCCGAUGUCCUGAGUGCAGGAUCUCCACAGACAAGACAAUUUGGACGAUGGAGUGAGGGAGUGGAGGAUUACAGCUCUGUGAAAGAGCCAAGCUCAUAUUGGACAUUAAGUGACUGUCAGAGAGAGACAUGAGAGGAAGCCUUUCUCGUGCCAGCUGCUUGGAGAGCAAUUAACCCUCCGGCCAGCAACAGCGACUACCUGGCUUCCAUUUUCUUGAUUACGGCAGUUCGCUUGUACUAGCUGCGGUCAUGUUUCACCCGCCGCCUAGCAGACCGGACGGAAGCGGCUGCCAGCGACAUGGCGUCGUUCUACUCCUGCUCCUGCUGGACAGCUCCCUCAAGGCAGCGCAAGCGGCCAAACCCAAAGGCCCGGGUCACACCCACCUGAACUCCAUCCGCAUAGACGGGGAUAUCUCCUUAGGGGGGCUCUUUCCGGUUCACGCCAGGGGCCACGAGGGCAAGCCGUGUGGGGAGCUCAAGAAAGAGAAGGGGAUACAUCGCUUGGAGGCCAUGCUCUUUGCAUUGGACCGCAUCAACAACGAUAACAACCUGCUGCCUAACAUCACUCUGGGUGCCAGGAUCCUGGACACUUGCUCAAGAGACACGCACGCCUUGGAGCAGUCGCUCACAUUUGUGCAGGCCCUGAUCGAGAAGGACGGGACUGAUGUCAAGUGUCUGGGCGGCGGGGCGCCUAUUAUCACCAAACCAGAAAGGGUGGUGGGCGUCAUUGGAGCUUCGUCUAGUUCGGUUUCCAUCAUGGUGGCAAACAUUCUGAGGCUCUUCAAGAUCCCACAGGUGAGCUACGCCUCCACGGCUCCGGAACUGAGCGACAACACCCGCUACGACUUCUUUUCCCGAGUGGUGCCGCCAGACACGUACCAGGCGCAGGCCAUGGUGGAUAUCGUCAAAGCCAUGCGCUGGAACUACGUCUCCACCGUAGCCUCGGAGGGAAACUACGGAGAAAGCGGAGUCGAAGCGUUCAUCCAGAAGACUCGGGAGGAUGGAGGAGUGUGCGUUGCCCAGUCGGAGAAGAUUCCCAGGGAGCCUAAACCGGGCGAAUUCGACAAGGUCAUCCGACGCCUUCGCGAUAAUCCCAACGCGAGGGUCGUCAUCAUUUUUGCCAACGAAGAUGACAUUAAACGGCUGCUACACGCUGCUAAAAAGGCCAACCAGACGGGUCAUUUCAUCUGGGUGGGCUCCGACAGCUGGGGCUCCAAGAUCUCACCGGUCCUGCACCAAGAGGAGGUCGCCGAAGGGGCGGUCACCAUCUUGCCCAAGCGCCAGUCCAUAAAGGGUUUUGAUCGCUACUUCAUCAGCCGUACGCUAGAGAACAACAGACGCAACAUCUGGUUCGCAGAAUUCUGGGAGAACAACUUCAGUUGCAAGUUGAGCCGACAUGCCCUCAAGAAAGGUUCCGGGCUUAAGAAAUGCACAAACCAGGAGCGGAUCGGAAAAGACUCCAACUACGAGCAGGAAGGCAAGGUGCAGUUUGUGAUCGACGCCGUCUACGCCAUGGCCCACGCGCUGCACAACAUGCACCAGGAGCUGUGCCCGGGCAAAGUGGGCCUCUGCGCCAAGAUGGACCCCAUCAACGGCACGCACCUACUCAAGCACAUACGUCGUCUCAACUUUAAAGGUAUCGCAGGAAACCCAGUGCUCUUCAACGAAAACGGCGACGCCCCUGGACGCUACGAGAUCUACCAGUACCAGAUCCGAAACUUCACGGCGGAGUACAAGAUCAUCGGCCAUUGGACGGAUCAACUUCAUCUCAAUGUGCGUUCCAUGCAGUGGCCCGGCGCUGUCCGCCAGAUCCCGUCAUCCAUUUGCAGCCAGGCCUGCCGCGCUGGAGAGCGUAAAAAGAUCGUGAAAGGAAUCCAGUGUUGCUGGCACUGCGAGCGAUGUGACGGCUACCAGUACCAGGCGGACACGUUCACCUGCAAGAUGUGCCGCUUCGACAUGCGGCCCAACCAAAACCACACGGGCUGCGUUUCCAUCCCUAUCAUCAAGGUGGAGUGGAGCUCACCCUGGGCGGUGAUCCCUGUGCUUAUCGCAGUGGUGGGCAUCAUGGCCACCCUGUUUGUGGUGGUCACCUUUGUGCGCUACAACGACACGCCCAUCGUGAAGGCCUCUGGACGGGAGCUCAGUUACGUGCUGCUUACAGGCAUCUUCCUGUGUUAUGCCACUACCUUCUUGAUGAUCUCCACACCGGAUGUUGGGAUCUGCUCCCUUCGGCGAAUCUUUUUGGGCCUGGGCAUGAGCAUCAGCUACGCCGCUCUGCUCACCAAAACCAACCGCAUAUACCGCAUCUUCGAUCAGGGCACCAUGACCUUAAGCGCGCCCCGCUUCAUCUCGCCGGCUUCUCAGCUUAUCAUCACGUUCACGCUGGCGUCAGUGCAGCUGCUCGGCGUCUGCAUCUGGUUCGGCGUGGAUCCCUCCAAGGCUAUCAUCGAUUAUGAGGAUCAGAGGACGUCUAAUCCGGCGAUGGCCCGCGGCGUGCUCAAGUGCGACAUCUCCGACCUUUCCCUCAUCUGUUUACUGGGUUACAGCAUGCUGCUCAUGGUCACCUGUACCGUGUACGCCAUUAAGACCAGAGGGGUGCCAGAGACCUUCAAUGAGGCCAAGCCCAUCGGUUUUACCAUGUACACCACUUGCAUUAUCUGGCUGGCGUUCAUCCCCAUCUUCUUUGGCACGUCGCAGUCCACAGAAAAGAUGUACAUCCAAACCACCACGCUGACCAUCUCGGUAAGCCUGAGCGCUUCGGUGUCCCUGGGCCUGCUCUACAUGCCCAAAGUCUACGUGGUCCUGUUCCACCCUGAGCAGAACGUGCCCAAGCGCACACGCAGCCUCAAGGCUGUAGUCACCGCUGCUACCAUGUCCAAUAAAUUUAACCCCAAGGCCGGGCUCAGGCCCAACGGCGAAGCCAAGACGGAGCUGUGCGAAAGCUUGGAAACACAAAGUUUCUCAACAAAGCAGACUUAUAUCAGCUACAGCAACCACGCCAUCUAACGGAACCCUUCGAAUCAAGCCCAAGCCACCAUCUUUCAAAUUCGGGAUUUCCACCUGACUUGUCAGGAGUGUCAUUUUUCACACGGAUGGAAAUCACGGGGGCGUGUUUUUCUGAAAACGGCGACCGCAGGGAUGCAUUUGUGCGAGCAGAACAUUAGUGAGGUAUCAUCUUGUGUUGUAAAAAAACAAAACAUAUAUAUAUAUAUAUAAAAAAAAUACUGCAUGAAUGCUACCUGGAGACUGAAAGAUGCAAGUUUUUCUUUCGAUUCAUCCGAGCAGAAACUGACAGUGAACUCAAACGCCAAAAACGUGUCAGGGUGUUCUCGUCGUCAGAAUCUUCAACGCUGGAUAAUCGGCGUUAAAAACGCGGGGGGGGUUCCUGCUGCGUUUAUUCCAAUCAGUGAGUCAUCCGUGCGUCAAAUCUGCAUUCAGACUCCCCCGUCAAUUUUCCGAGUUCUAUUGGACCGAGUGUGUCGUGCAUGAUAGUUUUAACAUCACGUGUUGUGUUGUCGCUGUAUAAUCGGAAUGCGUUUUAACUCGGUCUUUCGGGGGUGCAUUCAAAAUGGUCUCGUGAGUGACUGUUUGUGUACGUAUCAUGAGGCCCCCAUUGAACGGAAAGGCUUGAGCCUCCGACCGCAAGCCCUCCACGCCCCACCGCCACUACCUGCAGCCAUUUCCCUCAGAGGGUGAAGAAGCCUCGCUGUACAGAUCCAUUAAGAGGAGGAAUUAAGAUGAAGUAUGCCCUUGAGAGUAGCCCGCCAUAUACCCCUGAAGGUGAUAUCCAUAUAUCCCUAAUGGAAAACCAUACUUAGAAAAUUCAUUAUAAAAAGGCUCUGUGUCCUCCGGUUUUAUAGGGUAAAAAAGAAGUUGUGAAUCUGUUUUUUUAACUUGGCCACUGAUGGCGCUAGACAUCCAAUCUAUUUCAAGUGGGAGGGCUAACCGUCCCACUUGAAAUAGAUUGGACGUCUACGAGCGAUAAACCCAUUUUAAUCCAUGUUUAUUAAAUUUCUUGUCUUUAUUUUUUUAACUACAGUGGUAUGAAAAAGUAUCUGAACCUUUUGGAAUUUCUCACCUUUCUGGAUACAACACCAUCAAAUGUGAUCUGAUCUUUGUCAAAAUCACACAGAUGAAAAAACAAUGUCUCCUUUAACUAAAACCACCCAAACAUUUAUCGGUUUUCAAAUUUUAAUGGGAUAGUAUGCAAACAAUGACUGAAGGGGGAAAAAUGAAUAAGUGAACCACCACAUUUAAUAAUUUGUGCCCCCCCCUACACACACACACACAGAUCUUUGGCAGCAAAAGCUUCAACCAGAUGCUUCCAGUAGCUGCAGAUCAGUCUGGCACAUCGAUCUGGACUAAUCUUUGCUCAUUCUUUUCUGCAAAACGGCUGUACUUCAGUCAGCUUCCUGGAAUUUCUCGCAUGAAUCGCUGUCUUUAGGUCAGGGAUCUCCAAACCGGUCCUCAAGGGCCGCUGUGGGUCCUGGUUUUGUUCCAACCGAUCGAGUACCGACAGUUUAACCAAUGAAGCUUCUGCUAAAACAUCAGCACCUGACUGCAGUCAACUGAUUGCACUUGUAAGAAACCAGAUUGGUGCAUAGGUGUUGUCUUGUUUUGUUGGAAUGAAAUCCUGCACCCACUGCGGCCCUAUGUGGAAUAGUUUGGAGACCACUGCUUAAGGUCAUGCCACAGCAUCUCAAUGGGGUUCAAGUCUGGACUUGGCCACUCCAAAACGUGUAUUUUGUUCUUCUGAAACCAUUCUGAAGUUUGAUUUACUUCUGUGUUUUGGAUCAGUCUUGUUGCAGCAUCCAUCAUCUUUUUAGCUUCAAGUGUCUGACAGAUGGCCUCAGAUUUUCCUGCAAAACAUCCUGGUAAACUUUUGAAUUCAUUCUUACAUUAAUGAUUGCAAGUUGUCCAGGCCCUGAGGAAGCAAAACUGCCCCAAAUCAUGAUGUUCCCUCCACCAUGCUUCACGUUGGAGAUGAGAUGUUGAUGUUGGUGUGCUGUUCCAUUUUUCCUCCACACAUGACUGUGUUACUCCCAAACAAUUCAAUUUUGAUUGCAUCGAUCCACUAAAUAUUUUGCCAAAACUUCUGUGGAGUGUCCAAGUGCCUUUUUGCGAACAUUAGACAGCAGUGGCUUCCUCCAUGGAGUCCUCCCAUGAACACCUUUCUUGGCCAUAGUUUUACAUAUAGUUGAUGUGUGCACAGAUAUAUUGGACUGUGCCAGUGAUUUCUUUAAGUCUUUAGCAGACACUGUAAUAUUCUUUUUUUACCUGAGUAUUCUGCGCUGAACUCUUGGCGUCAUCUUUGGUAUCCGGCCACUCCUUGGGAGAGAAGCAACAGUGCUAAACUGUCUCCAUUUGUAGACAACUUCUCUGACUGUCGAUUGAUGAACAUCCUGACUUUGAGAGAUGGUUUUGUAUCCUUGCCCAGCUUUAUACAAAUCAACAAUCCUUGAUCGCAGGUCUUCAGACAGCUUUUUUGACCAAGCCAUGCGGCACAUCAGACAAUACUUCUCAUCAAGACAUUUAUUACCAGGGGUAUGUUUUAUAGUGGGCAAGGCAGCUUUAAACCACUCAUCAGUUAUUGGGCACACACCUGACUUAAAUUGUUUGAUAAAAUCUGGUUUCAAUUGCUCUUAAAAGUCUCCUUAGGCAGAGGAUUCACUUACUUAUUUUUUCCCCUUCUGUCAUUUUUUACAUGCUAUCCUCAUUCAAAUAUGAAAACCUAAAAAUGUUUGAGGGGUUUUAGUCAAAGCAGACUGUAUUUUCAUCUGUAUGAUUUUGACAAAGAUCAGAUCACAGUUGAUGAUUUUAUGCUGAAAUGUGAGAAAUACCAAAAGGUUCAGAUACUUUUUUCACAUCACUGUAAGUGGCUGCCAUUGAUGGCGCUAGAUGUCCAAUCCAUUUGAAGUUGAAGGUUUGGCAGCAAAUGAACGUACAAGCAUUCUCUGCCAAUCUCUGACUGCAAAUGGAUUGGACGUCUACUAGUGAUAACCUCAUUUCAAUCCGUGUAUUGGUUUUUUAACUCAUUGGCUGCCAUUGACGCCGUUGGACGUCCAAUCCAUUUGAAGUAGGCGAGUUGACAGCGAAUUAACGCUGAACAUAGUCACCUCCCAGUUCAAAUGGAAUGAAUGUCCACCCGUGAUACUGAUUUCAAUUCACAGAAAAAAUGAUGAAAAAUGCCAUAUAAUUGGACGUCUAGCACCGUCAACGGCACUAAGAGAGUUAAUAUACAUAGAUAUAUAUGAGAAAAUAUAUAUCAAUGAAGAGCUGAAUCAUGUGGUAUUAAAGCCGUCAGGUGUCUUGAGAGGGCGUUUUAUGUGUCGCUUUUUUUAAGCCUCGCUCGCUCCGCGGCUUUCGUUUCAGACGAUUCCAUUCAAUGUGAUUAUAUAGAUUGGUGAUGUCUGCUUUAUGUCCCCACAACAUAUUCGAAAAGAAGAAACAAAAUGUACAAAAAAAAAAAAAAAAAAAAGAUACAGUGCCUGGCUUAUCGGAUUAUGUAUUUGUUAAAAAAAAAAAAUCAGUGUGUGAAGCAUGUUUAUUUUUUUUAUACAAAAUUUUAUUUCU
Molecule: messenger RNA, 7248 nt
Organism: Corythoichthys intestinalis (scribbled pipefish)
Lineage: Eukaryota; Metazoa; Chordata; Actinopteri; Syngnathiformes; Syngnathidae
Product: metabotropic glutamate receptor 4-like
Exons: 11
Coding region: 925-3681 (918 amino acids)
Biological process (GO): regulation of synaptic transmission, glutamatergic; G protein-coupled glutamate receptor signaling pathway
Cellular component (GO): plasma membrane
Molecular function (GO): adenylate cyclase inhibiting G protein-coupled glutamate receptor activity
Source: RefSeq, a predicted model, not a curated record